AUGAUCAGCCCUAAUGCAGUAAUUCAAUGGAAGUUUUCUAUGUGGAUCUGUUCCAUAGCUCUCUUCCUUCCCUGCACUCUGUCACAACAAGUUUUAUUGAAUCCUGUAACAAGUCAACCAACAUGCGGAAGCUCUCAGUACUGGGAUAUUACAUUGUCUGCCUGCAAUACAUGUACAGUAUCGCAGAAUUCAAGUAGUACUGGCGUUUGCAGCUGCCAGGCGGGCUAUACCAAAACAAUAGGCAAUUCUGCUCCUACUUGUACCGCUUGUGGCGCUGGACAGACAUCAUCACCAGAUCGCUCAUGGUGCGUUUCGUGUCCAACGACGUAUACAACAGCUGCAGAUGGGAGCGUGCUAUGCACCUGUCCCGCUUUGCAGUACCUGGCUCUACGAAAUGCAGCCGGAACUCAACUAGCGACGGGGGUUUGUACGGCAUGUCCGUUUGGAUCGUAUCCUUCGAGUGAUAUGACGACGUGUAUAUCGUGUCCGGAUUAUAAUAUGCUUGCGUCGUUUGACGCGACUACGUCGUCGUACAUCUGCACUUGUCGGCAAGAUGUUGGGGGGUAUUUGGCUACACCAGUUUCGAAUGUUUGCAUAACUACGGCGGAAUCAGCUGCUGUUUCAACUACUGGUGCAGGAACUGUGACUUAUUAUAAUAUUCCGUCUGGCACCAUGACCAUUACCAAUACCUUGUUGACAUCAAUGUACUUGAGAGCUGCUUCAAAAUGUCAAUACGAAUGGGAUGUAGCCAGCUGCGAGCUACUGGGUAACUUAUGUAUAUUAAACCUCUACGACGAGUCAACAGCACCAUGCGCAACUUAUGAACGGGUGGCUGCUCAAAGGCCUGGGACGGGGUCAACGGUUGAUGUUCCUCAAUACAUGCCAUGGCUAUACUAUGGAUUAUUGGGAAGCCACGUUGACCCGGCUACAACACUUUCAGCUCGGUUGAAUCUGUCUUUGAGUGUUAGAUAUAGUGAUACGACUACGACAUCGAUUCCCUUUUACUUGGCAAUGUAUACUUUGAAUGGCACCUUCUUGGGAAUGCAGCCUCUUACGACUCAGUUGCAGUUCUGCGAAGGUUCUUCGUUGAAUAAUAGGAAAUCAUGGACAGGAGUAGGACGUAACUACCAGUCUUCUUGUAAACUCAAUUUAGCUUCGUUGUUAUCUGGAUUUGUUAGUACCGUGUUUUAUGAGAUUUACGUUCUGGACGGAACAGGAUCAUAUGCACCUGUUCCAAUUCGAUUACUGGAUUUCAGAAACUCGAAUGGAUAUGUUAAUCCAAGUGGCGGUCCUAAUGCCAUAACAGGAGAUCGUUUUGUUCGUCGAUUCUUUAUGGUUGAUGUCACUAGUGGACAGACCACGGCUGGUGCUACUCCUCAAGUUAUACGAGUGGCUUCGUCUAUCCAGAUUUGGAUUCAAUUAAAUCCUUCAUACUCUGGCAAUGUGUACAUUCCAGUGGUUGAUAUCAAGUACAUUGAGCGUGAUGUAUCGACACUUUCUGUGUCUGAUACAUCAUCGGUGUCUGUUCCAACGCUCUCAUUCACCGUAACACACAUGAUGCCAAUGGACGGAUUCUGGAGAAAUAUGACCAUCGCAUUCGCUAUCGUUCAGGUGUUUGCCGGCUUGCUGGGCUUGUAUCGAGCGCAAACAUGGAGCCAGCGCAACCUGGGGCCACAAGAUGCCAUGGAUUUAGGAUUCUUGGGUCGCUCUGUGAUUACUUUGGGAGGUCGAAUGGGCGUCUUUGGAUUUUGGCUCUUGUUUGGAACUGGGAUCUACUUUCUAUGUUUUUUUAAAGGAGAAUCAGGUCUGACAGUCAUGUUGCCGUAUUCAAGUGGUGAUAUGAUUACGUUCAAUGCAGCACUGGCUGGCAUUUUUACUCUCCAAUUGAUCUAUGUGAUGAGAGAGGUGUACGGACAAUGCACCAUCGAUGUCUUUUUUAUUGACUGGGAAAAGUCUCGUGGUAAAUCGUUUGAUCCUAUCGAUCCAGUGCAUUCGAGUCGUGCUCGCGCAGCUGCGAUUAGUGUUUGGAGGUCUAUCUUUGUGGCGAAUCAGUGGAAUGCACUUCAGAUAUAUCGACGCCUCAAUAUUGAAUUCUGUCUUUUCUGGGUGUAUUUCAUUCUUCAAGGGUGUGGAGUUCGCUAUGCUGCUACACCUCAACCCGACAUAUACGAUUUGACACCUGCAAUUGUGCAUCCUGUUCUACUGUUUGGCGUCAACAGUUUGAUAUGGCUGUUUGUUGCUUUCGUGUUGAUCGUUUUGCGAUUCGGAGUAUACGAACGAUUCUAUCGUCAUCCGUUGCUCCAAUUCGUGGAUUUAUGUUCCGUGGCAAAUGUAUCUGUGCUCUUGUUUGAUGAGCCUGGACAUGGAUACUACAUUCAUGGACGGUCUGUGCAUUCGUAUGCUGAUACGGAUAUGGCUGAGCUGUAUCAUCAGUUGCGGAAAGAAGAGAGCAACGUAGUCCCACGACGUGGACUGAACGAUACGGAAGAGCAAAGUUUUGAGAUUUUUGUAUCUAAGGGAAUGCGAGAGACGUAUGAUCAUGUUUAUGGGCUUUUAAUUGCAAAGGAUGCAGAAAUGAAGUUUAAUGAUCGGAACGUUCGAUCUGGACAUGCUAGACCUAAAGCCGCUGGUGGUGAACAUACCGUGAAAGCAUACGAGACGAUAAAUAGAUUUCUGUGUGCUUUCUUUGAUAAGAACCUGAAAGAAUUCCCAUACUAUGUGCGACCACGAACAUUCACAGAACGGAUGAUACACACAACACCUGAUCUGUCGUUAGGGAGCGUCUUCUUUCAUGAUGAGACAUCAUUCGGCCACGUCCUGCUACAAGGAAUGGAAUAUGACAUGUUCAUCCUAGCCAUGUUGACAUACAACAUUGUGGAUGUCACAACGAAUUCACCAACAGCUGCUGGUUUGGCUACAAUAAUGGUGGAUGUUGUGCUAAGGGCAGCACGGAAAUACUUUGGAGAACGUAACGUGGCGCAAAAGUCGCUGCUGGAUGUUAGAUUCCUGUUGUAA
Molecule: messenger RNA, 3015 nt
Organism: Synchytrium microbalum
Lineage: Eukaryota; Fungi; Chytridiomycota; Chytridiomycetes; Synchytriales; Synchytriaceae
Exons: 21
Coding region: 1-3015 (1004 amino acids)
Biological process (GO): cilium assembly
Cellular component (GO): ciliary transition zone; MKS complex
Source: RefSeq, a predicted model, not a curated record